Molecule: messenger RNA, 1754 nt
Organism: Rhinolophus ferrumequinum (greater horseshoe bat)
Lineage: Eukaryota; Metazoa; Chordata; Mammalia; Chiroptera; Rhinolophidae
Gene: SCO1
Product: protein SCO1 homolog, mitochondrial
Exons: 6
Coding region: 32-952 (306 amino acids)
Biological process (GO): mitochondrial respiratory chain complex IV assembly
Source: RefSeq, a predicted model, not a curated record
CGGGUCAAAGGAGGCGCGGUCUCCUAAGCUUAUGGCGGGUCUGUUACUAAGUGGGGGCCGGAUCAUGGGGCUUCCGGGUGGUCAACUUUGGCCUCUCCUACCUCGCGGUCUCGGCGUUUGGGGUCAGGCACAGGGGACUGGGACCGCGAGGGUCUUGUUGAGGCAACUCUGCGCACGACGAGAGAAGUGGCGGGCCUCGGGGUUCGUCUGCAGCUGCCUGGGAAGCCGGCCCCUCAGCACUGCGAUGCCGCCACCCCCGGGGACGUCAGGACCCGAAUCGAAGGGCCGCGGGGACCCCACGCGCCCCUCGCAGCCCGGGCCUGUUUCCUGGAAGUCUUUAGCAGUCACAUUUGCUAUUGGAGGAGCUUUAUUGGCUGGAAUGAAGUACUUCAAGAAAGAAAAGACAGAGAAGCUGGAGAAGGAACGGCAGCGAAGCAUUGGAAAACCUUUACUUGGGGGGCCGUUUUCCCUCAUAACUCAUACUGGAGAACCCAAAACUGAUAAAGACUACCUGGGUCAGUGGGUAUUGAUUUAUUUUGGUUUCACUCAUUGUCCCGAUAUCUGUCCAGAAGAACUAGAAAAAAUGAUUCACGUCGUGGAUGAAAUAGAUAGUAUUCCAACUCUGCCAAAUUUAACUCCUCUUUUCAUCACUAUUGACCCAGAGAGGGACACAAAAGAAGCCAUUGCAAAUUAUGUGAAAGAAUUUUCUCCCAAACUGGUUGGCUUGACGGGCAGAAAAGAAGAGAUUGAUCAAGUGGCCAGAGCUUACCGAGUGUAUUACAGCCCUGGCCCCAAGGAUGAAGAUGAGGAUUACAUAGUGGAUCAUACAAUAAUAAUGUACUUGAUUGGGCCAGAUGGUGAGUUUCUUGAUUAUUUUGGCCAGAACAAGAAGAAUGCAGAAAUAGCUGGUUCAAUUGCUGCACACAUGAGGGCACACAGGAAAAAGAGGUAGCCAAAGCAGCAUUGCCAGCUCAGUGUUCACUUGCUAAAGAGGAAGGAAGCUUUGUCUCCCAUAGGAGCCAACAUGCAUACAUAUACAUAUGUGCAACCUACAGAAUGGCCUUCAGACCAUGAGAACAUCUAUAUUUUGGACUGGACAUGUUACCCUGGGGAUCGGCCGACAUAGAUUCUUGGAACAGUAACAGUUACAAUCCAAAGCCUCCCAAAUAUCCACUGCCAGACCGGAGGACCAAGUUAAUGUGCAUCCAGGGGGAUGGACCUCAGGGAAGGACACAGCCUGGAGAGACCCAGCCGCGGUGUGUCCGCAUGUGAGCAGGCCCUCUGAUCACCGUUGCUGCCUCUCCAGUGUCUGGGACCCUUGCUCAUACAGGCUAUGGGACUGAGUUUUCAGGAAGAAUGCAAAUUCCAUAAUGCUGUUGCUUCCCCCUUUGAGUUCUUGGUGGCUGAUAACAGUCAAAUCAGGCUCUCUGCCAUUCAAAGUUAAUCUUUAUACUUAAAAGCAUAAGUGUAGUCUUCCCUGUUGAGGAAUAUCACUGUCAGGCUUGCAUUGCAUUCCUCUGUCAGCAAGUGCUGAUUUGACUAAUGAAGAGGAAAUCUAUUGUUGAAGAAAGCCAUUAGAUUAGUUUCCCUAGGGAUCUUCUAUGUGAUUUUUAGCCGAAUGAUGUGCCAGGUUUGCAAUGACAUACCAAAAUGAAAGGAGGAUAUUGAUCAUGAGUGUGAUACAGAGUGAUUUUCUGCCUAUACUGGAUUGUACUGUGUGUGAAAUAAACGUGUGUUCAGUUUUGUAACUUGAA